CUCCUCCUGCCCAGUUCGGGGAGCACGGCAGGCAGUUGCCGUUUGUCGUUCGUCUUGUCUGGUCGCGCGGAUACCCGGUUCAGGUGUAGAGUUCUUUAGAGUCAGUAUCAGUCGAGUCGGGGUGCAGAUUGCUCACAGUAACUGUCUAGAAAUUCUCUCGUCGUCGAUGCAAACCAGGAGGAACAAGGAAAAGCUUCAGACAGACAGCCCGAACGCGGUGGUGGUGAACAGUUCUCAUCGGUUGGGCACACGAGUGUUUGGUUGAGUGGUUUGAAAAAGGAUCCUCCACUGUUUGAUGCAUGGGUCGGAAAGGAAUCCGUUCCCUUCGCGGCAAAAGUUGUGCAAGCCGUGGGAAAAACUGCUGUGCCGUGCCCGGGGUUUCCUUCGGUCGUCGGCGCGUAGUUGAAGUGCAAUCCGCUGAAGUAUAAACGACUUUGUUUUGGACUAUUUCCGGAGUAGCCAAACAAAUUAAGCGGGGGAAAAAUAGAACAAAAAAAAAACCGACUCAUUAAGGCCAACCGUGAGUGAAAGCAAAACCAUUUUCGACAAACAAGUGCUAAAAUAAGCGUGAAAUGGAUUUACCCUCGAGAGCCAACCACAUCCCGCGUUGCUACCGCUGCCGCAACGCUGGCGCGGAAAUUCGAUAGUGUAUUGUUGAAGUGUGUAUUUAAUUCUAUUUAAAGUUACGACUCGUCAACGGAAGAAACGGUGGGCGAGCGGACGAGCUCAACGGGCACUAAAGGCUAAGGUCGGAAGAAUAAGGGCAAAAAUAAAACUGUCAGCCAGGUUAGUUGUUGUGCAACGAGUGCAUCGAGUAUAGGCAUUCUAAUACUUAGUAGUAUAUCCAAAUGGAGCUGAUAAAAUUGCCAUAAAAAGUUUCUGCGGUGAUUCCGGUGUUUGUUCGGGCAAGCGAGCGAGCGAGCGCGGGUGGUGUGUGACAUAGCGGGUUUUUGGACGAUGCCACCAAGCCAAGUGCGGCAGAAUACGGAGUAGGAAAGUUUCCCGUCAAGUGCAUAUCCGGUUAGUGCCAAAAGUGAUUCUGAGUGAGUUUUCUUGAAGUUUUGUGCGGUGCACAGCGAGAUGGGACAACCGGUUCGCUAGCGGUAGCGCGGGAAGCAAAUUUGAUCUGAAACCUGAACCGUGUAUAACGAAACGGCAGAACUCGAGCCCGGAACAAUCAGGCGCACGCCGCAAAAGCCACGCGCAGAUGGGAUCAACCGUAACAUGACAGAUCCUUUAACGAACGAACGGCCAAGCCACGUGCAGAAAGCUGUGAGCUGUGAGCAACAAUAGAAGAAGAAGAAGAAGCAGAAAAAAGCUCACAUCCUGGGAUACCGGCGUGGCCUUGCAAAGAAAGCGCCUACAGUGUACCGCAAAGUCGUCAGAGAACCAGAGAACACCCUUCGAUGCGAACAAAACAGGAAGCAGCCGUUCUUUUCUGCUUUCUUCCACGUUUUUAAUCCGUUCCGUCGUCCGGGAGUCGCUUACCCGGGAGUCCCGGCCGGGUUGCCGUGCGGAAAAACACGCGCACGCAAAGUUCGAACGAAAUGAAGUAAAAACAAGUGAGUGUUUGUUGUGUUCCGCUUCCGCUGGUGUGGAAGGAAAAAAAGGCGGAAGAAAAGUGUUAAGAGUCAGUCAACCGUCAGCCGGAAGAUUCUAGAGGCAAACAAUCGACAAAACGAAACACAACAAAAGUGGUGAAAAGUGUUAACAUAAAACUCAUAAUAAAAGUGCCCGGUUCUAACGGUUUCAAGUGAAAGUUUUCAAAGGUGAAAGAGUGAAUCAGAAAAGCAACUCGUGCUCGUGGUCAAGCUCUUGGUAAGCUGUGAACAAGUACCGGAUUGUGGUCAGUCAGUAGGCGGGAGAAGAAGAAGUAGUAGUAGUAGAAGAAGAAACAUCAGAAUCAAAAGCCGAAGACCAGCUGUGAGGUAUACAUUCAGGGGCCGCUUGAAUGGCUGCCGCAGAACGACGACGCUUGCAUCAGUGUCGGUGGGGGCGGUGCAUUCCGGUGUCGGUGGAGGAGUGCCGUGACAAGAAGAAGAAGAAGCUGCCGCCAGCCGUUGCUGCCGGGCUGCCGAGACCGCAAAAUGGCUAGAUUUUGCUGUUCGCGGUGCGGAUUUGUUAUCGUGCAAGUGCAAACUAUCGCUACCAAUACCUCCUGUACGACAGGAACCAGAAUCAGAAGAAGAAAACGAACAAUCGUCCUGCCGGGAGCGGGAAUCAGUUUAUUGCUGUCACCAGUAGGGAACAGAUCGACAGUCCUGCCGGAGCCACCAACGUCGUCGGAGUGCUGUUUGGAUGACGAAGAUCAUCAGCCACUGAUCGGCAUUCCGAAAAGUCGAACAACAUCCACAAGCACAAGAAUUGGUGUCGCCCGGUGUCAUCCUCGGCCGCAAAAAUCCUUACGCCGCCCGUAGAACAAACUGACGUUGAUAGCCUGAAAACAAAACAAAACAAAAAAAAACCAACGUACUCCUCUAAGUAGUCUUUGUUAACGUUACAUUUAGAGAGCGUCAGGAAAACCAGUAAAGCGCAGUACACGCCCCGGUGCACGCAGGAUGAACGCGUCCGAGUGUGCCAGCCUGUUCGCGUCGGUCGAGUGGACCGAACCGAGGAAGAUCCUGCUGCUGGCCAUUCUGAUCUUUAUCGACGUUCUGGUCAUCGUCGGCAACACGCUCGUCGUGGCCGCCGUCACCAGUUCGCCUAAGCUUAGGACUGUUACCAAUUUUUUCAUCGUUAGUCUAGCCGUUGCCGAUUUGCUAGUCGGAUUAGCUGUAUUGCCGUUUUCGGCCACCUGGGAGGUGUUCAAGGUGUGGAUAUUCGGUGACGUGUGGUGCCGCGUGUGGUUGGCCGUCGACGUCUGGAUGUGCACGGCGUCCAUACUGAACCUGUGCGCGAUCAGUCUCGAUCGCUACGUGGCCGUAACGCGUCCCGUGACCUACCCGAGCAUCAUGUCCACCAGGCGAGCCAAGUCGCUCAUCGCCGGGCUGUGGGUGUUGUCCUUUGUGAUCUGCUUUCCACCGCUGGUCGGGUGGAAGGAGCAGAAAGUGAAAGAGAACCUAUAUUAUCAGUAUGGAAAUUACACGCUGGUGUCAGCGACACCGUCAUCUGAGUCCUACUCACCAUCAUCAUCACCGUCAUCUCCAUCAUCUCCAUUUCCGCCGUCACUGUUAUCAUUACAAUCACAAUCAGCACUGUCGCCACCGUCAUCAUCCAUAGCAUCGUCCGCUGCGACGGAAGUUCUGCUCGCAUCGAUGGGAGCGGCGGCAAUCGAGGGCAGCCGAGGGACCGCCAAGGACGUCCCGACGAAUCCGCCCUGCCCGUGGACCUGCGAGCUGACAAACGACGCCGGAUAUGUCGUCUACUCGGCCCUCGGGUCCUUCUACAUCCCGAUGUUCGUGAUGUUGUUCUUCUACUGGCGCAUUUAUCGGGCCGCCGAACGGACAACCCGGGCCAUCAAUCAAGGAUUUCGAACUACCAAAGGUGGCAAGAAGAACAACAACUUCGACGACAGUUUGACACUUCGGAUGCACCGCGGUAAAGGCGUCGGAGCACUGAUGGCUUCAACCAUGCGAACGCACAAUAUGCUGCUCGAAGGAACGACGGCAACAAGACCAGCCGCCGGUGCUGCUACGGCGGCCAGUUCCGCCGUUGGUUCCGGGCCUGCCAAUCCUCAAAUUUCGAUCUCCUGCCCCAGUGGGAACACGUCCCACAUGACUAGCCCAACCACUUCCAUCAACUCCUCGCUGCAGAUCGCCAUGCAGCAACAGCAACAACAGCAGCAGCAACAACAUAACGGGGGCAGUACCCGCCAGUCCAGCAGCAGUAGGGACUCACGCCGCAAGUCGGUAUUCAAGGAAGCUCCGGCGGGCAUAUCGCGGGAUUUGUCGCCCAACUCGUCGAAAAAGUUGGGCAAAAAACACCUCAAAGUGCAGGUCAAACGCUUCCGCAUGGAAACGAAAGCCGCCAAAACGCUAGCCAUCAUAGUAGGCGGAUUCAUCUUCUGCUGGUUGCCUUUCUUCACCAUGUACCUCAUCCGAGCCUUCUGCGUUGACUGCAUCAACGACACGCUGUUCUCCAUCCUGUUCUGGCUCGGUUACUGCAACUCGGCCGUGAACCCGCUAAUCUACGCACUGUUCUCGCGCGAUUUCCGGCAGGCCUUCAAACGCAUCAUCAUGCGGUGUUUCUGCUGGAACCGGUUCAAGGUGAACCUGCUGCGAAAGUCCUCGACGACGCAGCACACCAACAAUCACAGCUACAGUCCGUCGGCUUUUACGCCGCUGGCGUCCACGCCACGAACCGAACUGGAAAGUUCCGUGUUCAGAUGACGGUCGUUUAGCUCGCUGGAACCGCCGACGCCACCGCCCUUCAGUUCCAGGAAACCCCUGCAGCACCAUUCGUCGAUCGGGCUGCAACGAUCGAUCUCGGUUCGGACGCAAAGCACGACGGCCAGUUCCAGUGCCGGGUACAGCGUGGACAACAUUUGCCAUCCGAUAGUGAUGGAUCAUCAGGCGUUCGGAAUGGUCGUCAGCCGAUCGACGCCGAAACAGCGCAUCAUUGCCGAGGAAGAACUGCUGAUGGACGAUCGGGGCGUGGGUACCGAGCGGGACGGGAAAUCGAUUACGAGCUUGUAAGCACCGCCAUCAAUCUCGCAGAUGAUCAGAAGACAAGACAAGGUGACAGAAAAGGGUUUCCGGAGGGUUUAUUCGCCGUCAGGCCCAAGGUAUCACGGAAGACGAUUCCAGGCAACGGGGGCGAGUGAUUCGAACUGGGGUCGAUUUAAUGGAACCCGAAAACUGCCAGUUAUAGCUUAUGCUAGUGCUAGAAUUGAAUGAUUCUUAAAUUCGGGAAGUUUUCGUAGUCAUUGAUUCUGAGAAAUUGAAGUACCUGCAGCUUUCUAGAGUUUUUGAUCACGAGAGAUUCUGGUAACGAUUUUUUAGUACUUUGUAGUCUAAGAAGUGGUCAAUAUUUAUGACGAUAUUUCUAAGCAUUCUAGGUAUUCUAGAGGGGUAAGUAAAUACUCUCCGGUGUAUGAAAUCGUCACGAACCUCGUACCACAAAACAAUCAUCAUGUAGCCUGGCUUAGCAGUUUUUUUCUGGUUAUUAUUGUUCUCGUAGUUUCCCCCUUAAAAAAAUAAAUGCUUUCUUUCAUUACUCGGCGAUCAACGCUAAAAAUAGGUAUUUUUUUUUUAUUCAAUAAUAUAAUUAUUUUUAAGGCACACUGCUUUAGCUCUAAGGUGCCAAGGACUUUUUCUAAUUUUAUUAACGACUAACUUAAAACUAGGAUAGUAUGAUUGGAUAAUGUUGUAUUGGGGUCGCAGUGGUCGACUUUGGCUGAUCCAACCUUCAGCUGGCGAUCGGCACCGGCCGGUGGAUGGAAUAUGUCAUGAGUCUUCCAGAUGAUGGCCGCAUCCCUCGGUCCGUGUGGGUCCGCGGGAAACACCCCCAGGCUACGAAUACCCGGCGGGUGGCCCGCAUGACUAGAGCGACCUUCCGUGGGCGAUGAUGGUGAUGUAAAUAUAACGAAAAAAUAUAGAGAAGUAAAUAUUGCGGAAAACGAAGUAAAAUGGGGAUAUGGGAACGAAAUGACUAAGAACGACAGAGAUCUAAUUAGUUGACAUCGAGAUGGAGAAGAGACGGGGAGGGGGGAAGCGAAAAGGUUAGUGACAGCAAAAAGAUCUUGUUAGUUCCGAUGAAGAUGGUGGACAGAUGAGGAAUCGGGAUAAUCGGCGGAAGUUAGUGUCGAACCUGCAGGUGAAAAUAAUUCUUAGCCACAGUUGAAAUAACGUCGAUAAAUAGGAGGAACUUUCUAAGCAAGAUGUAACAGAUUACACUUGUAUAUUAAUGUGUUUGAGGAACUGGUAUAUCAGAAGCAUAUAUGAACUAUCCCGACUCGCCAACACAUCCCGAACCGGAACCUCAAUCGGUCUACCUCGGGCCCUGAGGGAUUCCAAUAGCUCCGAUCUGGCGUCGCGAUACUCUACGCACGACCACACGACAUGCUCGAUGUCCUGAUAACCGUCGCCACAGGUGCAGAGCCCGUUCUCCACGAUCCCGAUACGCCGGAGAUGUGCGUUGAAUGUAUA
This is a messenger RNA of Malaya genurostris, 6086 nucleotides long. It is a transcript of the gene Oamb, whose product is annotated as octopamine receptor Oamb. Bases 2559 to 4328 code for a protein of 589 amino acids. Gene Ontology annotation, cellular component: membrane. Gene Ontology annotation, molecular function: G protein-coupled amine receptor activity. The transcript is spliced from 7 exons. NCBI's taxonomy places the organism in Eukaryota, Metazoa, Arthropoda, Insecta, Diptera, Culicidae. The record is from RefSeq and is a predicted model, not a curated record. Gene Ontology annotation, biological process: adenylate cyclase-activating adrenergic receptor signaling pathway.